CGGCUCCGUCCCGCAGGUGCCGGCGCCGAUGCGGCCGCUGUGCGCCGGGGCGGCUGGAGGGCCCCGCCGGAGCGCCGCGGGCCGCCAUGCCCUGGAGCGUGCGCUGGGUGGGCGGCCGCGGCGCCCAGUCGCAGAAGCAGUGCAAGAAGUCGUCGUUCGCCUUCUACCAGGCCGUGCGGGACCUGCUGCCCGCCUGGCUGCUGGAGGACAUGCGCACCAUGGAGGUCUUCCACUGGGAGGACGGGGGCAAGGUGAGCGUGUACUCGCCCUCCGAGGCGCUGCUCUACGCCCUGGUGCACGACCACCACUCCUACGCCCAGCACCUGCUGACUAAGUUCCCCCAGGGCGCCCUGGCCGUGCCCAGCCAGAGCUUCAGCUGCUGCCAGGCGUCCGCGCCGCACCUGGCCAUGGCCGUGCGCUACAACCGCAUCCGCAUCCUCUUCCGCAUCCUCAAGGCCAUGCGGGGCUUCCCGGCCGGCGACCGCGCCGCCCACCUGGACCGCCAGGGCUGCAGCCGCGUGGAGGGCGGCAAGACGGCCUUGCACGUGGCGUGCGAGCUGGUGCGGCCCGAGUGCUUGCUGCUGCUGCUGGGCCAYGGCGCCUCGCCCUGCCUGCGCGACGCCGCCGGCCACACGCCGCUCGACACCCUGCUGCAGCAGAUGGCCCAGGCGCCGCCCGCUGACAUGCGCGCCAAGCUCCUCUGCCUCGACUGCCUCUGCCUCUUCGUGCCUGCGGACCUGCGCUUCGCCAUGAAGCAGCAGCUCGUGGACAACCGGCAGCGCUGGCAGGACCUCCUGGGGGAGAGGCGGUUCCAGUGCCUGGCGGGCCUGGCGCCGCCGUCGCUCUUCGUCAGCGCCAUGCGCGUCUUGAUCAGGACCAUUUCGCCGGAGCGGUUCCCCGAGGCUCUGGACGAGCUGCCUCUGCCGCAUUUCCUAAAGCCUUUGGACUUGAAACUGGAGAGCUAGGGGGGCCGUACCGGAGCCUCCYGCUCGCAGGACAGGAAUAGCCUCGUGUGCUAAACCCGGACCGGUGUAUGAGGCUGCCACCGAGGCAGCCAAGCGUCUGUUUUAAUUCGAACUGUGUUUUUUUAAAAGAAUUGUAUCUGGCACUUUACAAU
Molecule: messenger RNA, 1117 nt
Organism: Nothoprocta perdicaria
Lineage: Eukaryota; Metazoa; Chordata; Aves; Tinamiformes; Tinamidae
Gene: ANKRD9
Product: ankyrin repeat domain 9
Exons: 1
Coding region: 87-965 (292 amino acids)
Molecular function (GO): protein binding
Source: RefSeq, a predicted model, not a curated record